GGCCCUCCCGGCGGCGGCAAGACGUCGACGGCGCGCAUCCUCGCGAAGCUGCUAGGCCGACCCUUCCUCGUCCUGCCGCUCGAGUCGGUCGUCUCCAAGUGGUACGGCGAGGCGGAGCGCAACUUGGCGGCGGUCUUCGACGCGGCGGCGGAGAUGGGCGAGAGCGUCAUCUUCAUGGACGAGAUCGACGCGCUCGCGACGAGCCGCGACGCGCCCGGAGGCAUGCACGAGGCCACGCGCCGCUCGCUCUCGGUGCUGCUGCGCCGCCUCGACGGUUUCGACCCGAACGCCUCCACCAUCCUCAUCGCCGCGACAAACAGG
Messenger RNA from Emiliania huxleyi CCMP1516, 321 nucleotides. Its product is annotated as ATPase family associated with various cellular activities. The transcript has a single exon. Gene Ontology annotation, biological process: proteasome-mediated ubiquitin-dependent protein catabolic process. Gene Ontology annotation, cellular component: proteasome regulatory particle, base subcomplex. The annotation marks the transcript as partial. The record is from RefSeq and is a predicted model, not a curated record. Gene Ontology annotation, molecular function: ATP hydrolysis activity; proteasome-activating activity; ATP binding. Lineage: Eukaryota; Haptophyta; Isochrysidales; Noelaerhabdaceae.